AUGUCAAUGAAGAACAUAACUUCUUAUUCUGACUUUAUUCUCCUGGGACUACUGAUAAAGAGUCAGGCAACAGGUGUUGUCUUUGCAGUUAUCUUUACUAUUUUUGUAGUGGCUGUAACUGCAAAUGUGGUCAUGAUAUUUUUGAUCCAGGUGGACUCUCGCCUCCACACACCCAUGUAUUUUCUGCUCAGUCAGUUGUCCAUCAUGGACACUCUUUUCAUUUGCACCACUGUUCCAAAGCUUCUGAUUGACAUGGUUUCUAAAGAGAAGACCAUUUCUUUUCUGGCCUGUGGCAUCCAGAUCUUCCUCUAUUUGACUAUGAUUGGCUCAGAGUUCUUCCUCUUGGGCCUAAUGGCCUAUGACCGGUAUGUGGCAGUCUGUAACCCUCUUAGGUACCCAGUUCUGAUGAACAAGAAGGUGUGUCUUCUGCUGGCUGCUGGUGCCUGGUUUGGUGGGUCCCUGGAUGGCUUCCUGCUUACCCCUAUCACCAUGAAUGUUCCCUACUGUGGUUCCCGCAAUAUCAACCACUUCUUCUGUGAGAUUCCUGCUGUCCUGAAACUGGCCUGUGCUGACACAUCCUUGUAUGAAACCCUGAUGUACAUCUGCUGUGUGCUCAUGCUCCUCAUCCCCAUCUCCAUCAUCUCAGCCUCCUACUCCCUCAUCUUGUUAACUGUCCACCGCAUGCGCUCAGCUGAAGGCCGCAAAAAGGCCUUUACCACUUGUUCUUCCCACUUGACUGUAGUCAGCAUUUUCUAUGGGGCUGCCUUUUACACUUAUGUGCUCCCCCAGUCAUUCCACACCCCUGAGAAGGACAAGGUAGUAUCUGCAUUCUACACCAUUGUCACACCCAUGCUCAAUCCUCUCAUCUAUAGCCUCAGAAACAAGGAUGUCACAGGGGCAUUUAAGAAGAUAUUUGCAAGAUGUUUAUCUGCUCAGAAAGUAGCAGUAACUGAUAGUUAA
Erinaceus europaeus (western European hedgehog) is the source of this 960-nucleotide messenger RNA. Its product is annotated as olfactory receptor 2T11. Bases 1 to 960 code for a protein of 319 amino acids. Gene Ontology annotation, cellular component: membrane. The transcript has a single exon. The record is from RefSeq and is a predicted model, not a curated record. Gene Ontology annotation, biological process: G protein-coupled receptor signaling pathway. Lineage: Eukaryota; Metazoa; Chordata; Mammalia; Eulipotyphla; Erinaceidae. Gene Ontology annotation, molecular function: G protein-coupled receptor activity; olfactory receptor activity.